UCGGAUCUGUUUGCAUUGUGCAAGCUGGGAGUUGUAGUCUAAUGCAUCGGGGGGGGGGGGGCACCAGGCCGGGGGACGGCAGCCUAGUGGUCUGAUGAAACCCUGCAAAAUGGAGAAUGAAGUCAGAAAUGCAGUUUAAUGCUUUUAUGUUGUCUGUGGUGUCUCUCUGGAGCCAGGAAACUGUUUAGGAAUGUCCUUUUCUCAUCUGACCUCACAGAAAAGUCUAAGAAGCAUUGUUUUUGGAACAGCUGGGGUCGCCUCCCAGCCCCCGAAAGGGGUCCCCAAAUAGUUGCCUUCAGCCGAAAAUUUCCAAAACCUUUCCCUAGAAUACCUCUUCUAUUCCGUGGUUCUCUUCCUUGCCCACCCACUGCUUUGCCAGCAUCUCAGAAAUGAAAGAGCACCAAGGACUUUUCCUUGCCAAUCAGACUUUGCCACAUGGUGAUGUCAUGAAGCUAACUCAGAGUGAGGGUUGGAAGCUUUGCCCUCACUCGGCAUGGGCUACACUCCAGUGUCAGGAAGGCUGAUCAGAUGGUGUCACAAGGCAAAUCAAACAUUUGUACCCUCACUUCCAGUUUUGUCCUAACUUACAGUCAUUCCCAGAAAAUAGUUGUGGAAGCUGCAAGUCAUGGUGGCGCUUUCCGUUUGGCUUUGCAAAAUGUUCUCCUUCACAUUCCAGCUCGCUUGUACGAAAUAGUUGGACGGAGGGAAAUUACUCAUUUGUGUUUAACGCAUGAGGAUUCUCAGUGCGCAACAAGAACAAGGUCACGCAGUAUCCAUCGUUUGCCGUGGUGUCUGUGUGAAUGUGCUUUUUGAAUCUCACAUAUUCCUUCUGCUUGGAGUUACUGAAGUAAAAAUAUGCCUUUUUACUGGGGGGACUUUGGGCCAGUCACGGACCUCCCUUGCAGGGUUGCUGUGAGGAUAAAAUGGAGAGGAGGAUAAACUUGUAUGCUGCUUUGGAUUCCUUGCCAGAGGAGGGAAGGCAGGGUAUAAAUGCAGUGUAAAGAGGGUGGGCUGGGUGUGUUCGGAGGCCGGUGGGAUGGAAGAGGCGUACGGUCGCUCCCAAUUUUUGCUUCUACACAUCAUAGGUUACUUGUGGGUCCCUUUGAUAAAACGUCCAGGAAUGGCUGAUAUAAUUCUCCGCAUACACUCCUAGGGUUGCGAUACUUAAACUUCUUUAGUUCUAGUGUGCUCACAAUACUGUUUUAAGACUGGAAUCAGUUCCUCCGUUUUUUGAAGGCAUUGCUUUCAGGAGUUAAAACCCAUCCAGGGUCAUGGAUGAUAAAACCCUCCAGGAACGGAAGCUGCAGGAGAGGAACUUCUCAAAGACCUGCCCAGCUGGCCUCUGUACCCAGGUGGCCACUCCCCUUUCCUGGCUCCACCCCCUUUCCUCUGCCCAGCAGUUUUUGGGUGGUUUCCCAGCCUUAGUGCCAGGUUUUCCCUUUCUGAAGGGCGCCAACGCUUCCACAGCGUUGUUAGUAAGAGCGUUAAGCUGAAAUGUGCGGGUGGGUGUGAAAUCCAGCCCUUCUGCGUUUGGUCCUCAAAGCGGCCCGUCUGCCACUGCUGUGCCAUUCAGAGAGGCAGGCGUGUCCCCCCCCCCAGCCAUCUUCUUGCCUCCUCUUCCAGGUGUCCUCUGUAUGUGCCUGCAUGACUGGGACGCGUCUUUGGUCUGUCCUGCGCUAGCACCGCUGGAGGCAUAACGUGGGUUCGUGCCCCGGACUGGGGACAGUCAGCCGGUGCCGGUGCCGCAACGGCUGAAUGACUGGCUGUCGGGGCGUCUGCUUCCACCCUUUCCUCCCGGCCCGUGGAAUCCAAUGUUUUCCUCCGCAGCUGAGACAGACAGAUGGGGAGCACGGUUUGACUGUCCCCCCUCUACUUCUGCGGCGGCCUCCCCGGCCAAUGCGACCGGUCGCAAGCGGAAAGCCAACUUCUCCAACGACGAGACAGAAACGCUGGUCUGGAACGUCGUCCGGCACUUCAGCGCCCUGUACGGGUCCGAGUCCUUCCGGGCUCACCCCAUCCGGCGGAAGCAGCUCUGGACGCAGAUCCAGAACAGGGUCAAUUUCCUCGGCUACACUGAGCGCUCCAUCGAUGACCUGAAGCACAAAUGGCGGGACUUGAGGCUGGACGUCAAGAAGAAGAUCACGGCCAAGAAGCCCCUCCCCGUGCAGCGGCCUGGGCCACCCCACAAGCCACGGCUCACACCUCUGGAGAAGAUGGUGGCCUCAACCUUCCUGCAGCCUACCCACGAUGCGGAGCCCGAAAUUGUCUUGGACCCAGAAAUCUUCUUCCCCGGCGCGUCAAAGCCGUCGUUCCUGGCCAUGAAGCCGGGCCCGAGCCAUGCCAGCAUUUACAUUGAUACGAACGGGCAGCCGUCCUCGUCGCCGGACAUGGAGGGCUCCCUGGAGCCACGUCGCACCGUCCAGAGCCCCGAGCCCUCCCUGCUCUGCGACUACAGCCGAGGCGAAGGGCAGAGCAGUUCAGCCGAUUCGGGACCAGAGCUGCGGACGCCGGAAAUGCCAGCCGUCUCCCCGCCGUUAAGGAACGAGUCCCUGGCGUCCGAGGAGGAGGAGGAGGAGGAGCAAGGAGGCCGGGAGCCGGACGGCCGGGGACUCGAGUGCCAGCUCUCUGCUGAGGAGGACACGAGGGGGCCCGGGCGGCACGCUGCGCUCAUGCGCCGAUGCGACUCGCACGGGUCGGCGACCUCCCUGCCGGAGGACGCCCUCGGCCACGCCGCGCCCCCGGGCAGAGUGCUGAACCCCGCUCGGCCGGAGGAGGACGAGGCGGCCAGCCAGCGUGCCGAGCUGGGCUGCCUGCCGCGGGGACUGAUGGGGCCCCUGUGGGAGAAGCAGGAGGAGCGGCAGUCCGGCUCCCCGCUCACCGCCGGGGCCCUCGCCGAGGAGUCCCCGCCGGCCUCCGCCUCGCCCCCGGCGGAGCCGGGCCCGCCCCCGCCGCCCCUGCCGCGGGGCACAGGGUGCUCCCGCCAGCGGGAGGGCGACCGUGACGCCUGGAGGACUAAUCUCCACCGCCUGAUGGACCUGGAGGACCAGUGGGGGCAGCUGUACCACCAGGAGCUGGCCAUGUGGCAGGUGGAGCGGGCCCAGCAGCGGGACGAGCGGGCCCGGGACAGGGAGCUGCAGCUGCGGCUGCUGUGCGUCCUCACCGACAUCCGGGACGAGCUGCGCCAGCUGCGGCAAGAGCGGGCCGCCAGCCGGCAGGAGCGCGCCAGCCGGCAGGAGCGGGCCUCGCAGACCGCCCCGCAGGCCGCGGAGACGCCGCCCGAGCCCACCCCGCUCUACUUCCCUCUCCAGACUGAUGGGGCCCUCGCCGGGUACCCCCCGGCCAGCGCUGGCCGGGGACAGCUGCCCGGGGCGGCCCGCGGCCCCCCCGGCGCCUUCCGCCGGGGAAGGGGCCGCCCCCGCGGCUCCUCCAGACACAGAAGGAUGUGCGUGGCCAGCAGCUAGGAGCUGGCACGGUGCUCCCGGAGGCCGAACGUGGGCGCAGGCGGUCGGACGGGGCCCCGGAUCCACGUGUGCGGUGCGGGAGGCCCCGCGAGAGGCUGCCUGCCCGUGUGUGUCUGCCUAGAGCUUACUGCGUGCUGUGUAAGAGCGGGGAUGUUUGGGAGCGUGAGGGUUUGGGACCUGGGACGGGGGGUGAGUGAUCGAGCGCUAAUCCUUGGCCUGGUGCCGCGGGGAACGGCUGCAGCAAAGCCACCGAGUUGCCCAGCCUCCCUGCAGGACGUUCCUCCCGUGACGUUGCUUUCUUGUGUGCAUCCCAAGGGUUUUGUUUGUGGGUGGGGACCACCCCUCAGGUCCUGCCUGGGUUAGUGCUCGGGGCCGGUUCGUGCCAUCCAGGUCUGCCGUCGUCGCGCGGCUGGCAAAAGCGCAAGGUGGCAGAGCCGCGGGAAACGCUUGUGUCGAUGUGGAAAUGUGUGUGUGUGUUCUGGUACAUGCAAGGAGGGUGGCUGCCUGGCGGGCAGGGGGCAUGGAGCCGCUCUUGCUUGCUGUCAUUCGAGCAUUUUCUGCAACUCGUUCGGUGGACUAAUUUGCAUAUAUCUCCAUAAAGUGUUUUUAAAAACCAA
Varanus komodoensis (Komodo dragon) is the source of this 4078-nucleotide messenger RNA. Its product is annotated as myb-related transcription factor, partner of profilin-like. The transcript is spliced from 3 exons. The record is from RefSeq and is a predicted model, not a curated record. Lineage: Eukaryota; Metazoa; Chordata; Lepidosauria; Squamata; Varanidae. The coding region runs from base 1812 to 3461 and encodes 549 amino acids. Gene Ontology annotation, cellular component: nucleus.